Messenger RNA from Paramecium sonneborni, 1647 nucleotides. NCBI's taxonomy places the organism in Eukaryota, Ciliophora, Oligohymenophorea, Peniculida, Parameciidae. The record is from the annotation of a GenBank genome assembly.
AUGCUCAAUCCCCAAAAUUAAGAUACAGAAACAAUUGGAGAUAAAUACAUUCUACUUAAGAAAAACAUAUUAGGCUUUGUAAAUAAUUCUCUAAUAAGAUUAGGGAGCUUUUUCUAAAGUUUAUGAAGGAUUUGUAAAAGAUAAGGUUGAAGAAAAAGUGGCCAUUAAAGUUUUUAAUAGCCAGUCCUGCGAAACAACUGAUUUAUUAUAUGAGAAAUUAAGGGCUUUGUAUAAUCGAGAAAUUCUAAUGCACAAAAUGAUAAACAAUAAAAAUGUUGUGAAGUAUGAAUUGAUCAAAUGGCAUUAGGAUGAUAGAAGAUGUAAAUUGUAAUUAAAUGACAUACCUGAUAUUGGAAUUGUGCGAAGAGGGAAAUCUUAAUAGAUUGUUGAAUCAAAAAAAAAAAAGGUAGUUAGAUCAAGAAGAUGCCUUUUAUAUUUUCAGUCAAAUAGUGGAUGGCUAUAAUUCAAUCUACGAAAAUAAUGCUUUUCAUAGAGAUUUAAAGCCAGAAAAUAUUUUAUUUACUAAAGGCAUUGUAAAAAUUGCUGAUUUAGGUUUGGCUAAGUUAGUAAAAGAAAUUAGUUUGCCAAAUGAUCAUACUAUUGUUGGCACUUUAUUAUAUUAAGCCCCAGAAAUGAUGGUUAGUUCAAAAUACACAUAUAAAGUUGAUAUUUGGUCAUUAGGAAUUAUCUUUUAUGAAAUGCUUUUUGGAGUUGUUCCUUAUGUGGAAAAUCACCCAAAGAAAUUAUAUUAGAAAAUAACGACUGAACCACUUAUAUUUCCACAAGAUACCAAAAUAAAUUAACAUUAUUUAUAUUUAAUAAAAAAAAUGCUUAAAGUAGAUCCAGAAAUGAGAAUCAAAUGGGAGGAUUUACUUUAGUGUAUCGAAAAAAUAAAGAAAUAGAAAACUAAUAAAAUUAAAGACUACUUCCUUUAUAUUUCAAAAUUAAUUGCAUUUUUUCAUAAUAACACAACUAAAUUUUUUUUUUAAUUGUAACCAAAACUUAAAUUAAGCCAGACUUUGUAAAUAUUAUUUAAUGUCACAUCAACCAAAUAGUUGUUGAAUGAGUUUAAUUGUUAACUGUAGAUUUUAGAAGGAGAGGUAUAAAAUAGAUAUCAUUACCUAGAUUCCUUACUCUGUGGAAAACUCAAAUAAUAGCUUGAAGGAGAGCAACAUAAAAAUUUUCAGGAAUAAUAAAGUUAUAUUUUAAAAUGUUUUAAACUAUUUUAAAACAUAAUAUGAAUAAAUGAAUUAGUUGUAUACAGAUAAUUGUCUAAAGUAAUUUAAUGAAAUUGUUAAAGAUCAAACUAACAAUUCCAUAUCCAAUAAUUCACAUUCAGAAUUAAUUAAAGCUGUUAAUUAAAUUGUUUAAACGAAUAUUGAAAAUAACAUUACAGAUAAUUUCCAGAAAAUUUAUAUCUAUUUCAUAAACUAAAUUUCUUAAUCAAUAUAGCAAUAAUAAAUUGAUGAUGAUGAAACAUUAAGACAAAUUUAUACUUUAUAAAUUAAUAUGUUUUACUCUCUUCGUCCAUAAAAUUUUGAAAAAAAAUUAUUUGAACCAUCAAAUCUAGAAGAAGAGAUAAAAGUAUCUUCAACUUAGUAAUUAAAAAAUAAAGUUUUCAAUUUAAGUAUGACAUAUUCAAAAUGA